Molecule: messenger RNA, 1009 nt
Organism: Olea europaea var. sylvestris
Lineage: Eukaryota; Viridiplantae; Streptophyta; Magnoliopsida; Lamiales; Oleaceae
Exons: 5
Coding region: 100-753 (217 amino acids)
Biological process (GO): mRNA splicing, via spliceosome
Cellular component (GO): U12-type spliceosomal complex
Molecular function (GO): protein binding
Source: RefSeq, a predicted model, not a curated record
UCAAAAAACAGACCGUACCAUCCAUAUACCAUAUUCGCCCCCAAAAGUCUUCCUGUCUGUGUUCUAAAUACAUUCAUUCUUCACGAAAGAUAAGAUUUAAUGAUGAUGCUUGUACAAAAAAUUCAGACAAAAAAUCGAUUUUCAAGAAUAAUAGCCCCAUUUUCACGGUACAAUCACAAUGGGUUUACUCUUGGGAGUCUAUCGUACAAAAAGCUUCCUGAACAGCUACUUCAGAUUUCUAUUCUCAAAUUGGAUGGCUCUUCUUUUAACGUUCAUGUAUCAAAGAAUGCUACUGUGGGUAGUCUAGAAUUGGCAGUGGAGGAAUUUUAUGGCGUUUUACCUGAGGAUGAAGGCAACAUUUUCUGGUCACUUAUAUGGAGCCACUUCUGUUUGUGCUACAAGGGUCAAAAGCUAAUCAAUGAGAAAGCUUGCCUUCAAAGUUAUGGGAUCAAAGAUGGUGAUGAGCUUCGUUUUAGCCAGCAUUUGAGGAUUGACCACAAACUUGCUCGACACCAAUCUGAAAACCACUUUGUUGUAUCUGAACACCACUCACUAUCAAAUGCUUGCGACGCAAGAGCUAAUGGAUAUGUUAUCAUAGAAGAUCAAGAAAGUGAUGGAAAGCACUUUGAGUAUGAAGAAGACUUGGCCUUUCCUCGAGAAAAAUUCAAUUUAUCCCACUUUUUGAAACAGUGGUUAUCAUGUUCGAAAUUGCACAGUUUGAAAAUAGGUAGAGGUACACGUCGACUUAGAUGAUUAUGACGUGGAAGAAUGAACAAAUUGGCAGAGGUCGCUCAUUCUAGCGUGAAAGUAUAAUUGAUCAAGUAUGUUAGAGUCUUGAGAUUGCAGUAUCAACUGUCAAAGGUAGAACUCGUAGUAUGUUUGAUAUGACUUGGGAAUAUGAAGAAAGUGAAAAUUGAGUUCAUUUUCUUACUGAAUGAAACAACCAUGUAGUAUGCAGCAUAUUUUGAAUAUACAUGCUUAAAAUGCAGCACAUUUGAAAAUGACAUUA